Molecule: messenger RNA, 435 nt
Organism: Caenorhabditis bovis
Lineage: Eukaryota; Metazoa; Nematoda; Chromadorea; Rhabditida; Rhabditidae
Source: the annotation of a GenBank genome assembly
AUGAUCGAUCACCGGAAUGAAGGAUUUCAAGCAGCUGCGACAAUCUCGAUAAGCUGGAGUGGACAGAAACGGACUCCAUUGGAAACGUGUGGAACUAUAAUGGAAGAGAUCGGCGAACUGGAAGACGAAUUGAUGCCGGAGAUGAGAUCGAAUGGAGACAAUCGAACACCAUUGAUAUCAUGGAAAGAGCUGGUCGACGUCGUCGUAGUGGAGCUCAUUGAGUUGGAGGAGCACGGACGAGAAGGAUGCUGGAACGAGAAGACUAAUAUGGCAGGAAGAGGAGGAAUCGAACCUGGAGGAGCCACUGCGCUGGCGGCAUUGGAAAAUGCGCCAGAAGCCGUGAUUCGCUCGGUGUCGUCCAUCACACUCAUCCUCUUCAUCGACUUCUUCGUAUUGUGCUUCGUCGACUUCUUGCCGGAUUUCAGCAUUUUCUGA